AGCAUUAUUUUGUGUUCUUAGGUCAAAAAUAAAACCUUCAGAGCCCAAAUGGCGGUCAGAGCCAAGAUGGAUGAGCAGGCCUCUCCAUGGUACUCCAGCUUCUACAACUCGAUUAAGCAGACUCCCACAAAUGUGACCCUCCUGGUUGUGUCGGCAAUUGUCUUCUACAAGGUGGUGAGUCUGACCCGGCGGCGACGUCUUCCUCGGGAUCAGAAAGCACUCGGCUCGAAUCCGAUUAGCUCUGAUAUUAAAUCAAACCGGGAUUGUGGACUUCCUGCGCUGCAUAGCGACUUUACGGUGGGCGAGCUAAGAGAAUUCGAUGGAUCACGACACGACGGUCGCAUUCUGGUGGCUAUCAACUUCAACGUGUACGAUGUCUCCAAUUCCCCGCACUACUAUGGCCCCCAUGGCGUCUAUCCCAACUACGCCGGUAGAGAUAUUUCACGAAACUUGAUCAAUUUUUCCGUAGAGUCUAACGAAAGUGCGGAUUUUGACGAUUUAAGUGACCUUUCAAUUGGCCAAAUGAAUAUACUACGGGAGUGGGAUCAACAGUACAGUGAAAAGUAUCCUUAUGUUGGCAAACUUUUACGUGAUGGCAUCCCUCACACAAAUUAUGCAGACGAGGAGACUGACGAGUAUGACGAGGAAGACAAAAUAGAGGAUAACGAGGACUACAAAAUGGAUGUUACUGCGCUGGAUAACGAGAAGGAUGAAGUAAAUAAUAAAGAAAAUAAUGUGGAUAAUGUAGAGGAUAUCGUACAAAAUUUCGUUGAUGAAAACAUUAAUGUUAACGAAGAAAAGGAGGAUUCCAAUACCAACGAGAACGGGGAGAUGGACAACGAAAAUACUCAUGAAGAAAACCAAAACAUAUAA
Molecule: messenger RNA, 873 nt
Organism: Drosophila bipectinata
Lineage: Eukaryota; Metazoa; Arthropoda; Insecta; Diptera; Drosophilidae
Product: membrane-associated progesterone receptor component 1
Cellular component (GO): membrane; endomembrane system
Source: RefSeq, a predicted model, not a curated record